AUGCCGGAUCGCAUACAAUCAAGAAAAAAGAGCAAAUCGUCGGCAGAUUUACGAACAAGCUACGAACUUGGUAAUGGAAGAACAGCUUCUGAGAGACGAGCAGAUGAUAUGGAAAAAGUUCGAAGCUCCAACGUCUUGGAUAGAUCAUGCCGAAGUGAAUUAUCGCUUCCAGGGCUGCUCAACAAAAAGCGCUUUUCACUCGCCGACACGAGGUUCUCUUUUCAUUCAAAGUUUCAGUUUACCUAUCAGUACGUUAACGCAUAA
Molecule: messenger RNA, 264 nt
Organism: Gongylonema pulchrum
Lineage: Eukaryota; Metazoa; Nematoda; Chromadorea; Rhabditida; Gongylonematidae
Source: the annotation of a GenBank genome assembly